AGAGGCGGAGGCGGCACCCAGGGGCCGGGGCAGGGGAGGCCGGGACCAUCGCAGUGACAAUUUAUUUUCCUGCAGCAGCGGCAGCAGGGACGGCUGCUGAAGGUUCGGGGUCGGCCGGCCUGCGCGUGGGUUUGCGAGGAAGCUGUUCGUCCCCUGCGCUGGGGUGUCAGACAGUGAGGAGGAGAGCGACGCACGGAGCCCGCGCGAGUGGAACCAGCAAAGCUCCAUCGGUCGGCACAGGAGAAGGGGGAGGAGGCACGGCCGAGGCAAACCAGCGAACGCCUAGUCGCCGGGUGCCGGUAUCACCCCGCUGCAACGCCUUCCAGAAAAAGCCACCGCGGCCCGGGUUGCAGCGGCCGGACGGAUGCCAAGGCCACACGACAGGCGCGGGGGCAGCCGUCGCAGUCGCCGUCCCACGCGGGCUGCGGACACCAAGGGUUGCUGAUGAAGUGAUUGAGAAGAAACAGUGAACAUCCUCAUUUCACAGAUAAGACAGCAUGGAUCAGCCUUUUACUGUGAAUUCUCUGAAAAAGUUAGCUGCUAUGCCUGACCAUACAGAUGUUUCCCUAAGCCCAGAAGAACGAGUCCGUGCCCUAAGCAAACUUGGUUGCAAUAUCACCAUCAGUGAAGACAUCACUCCACGACGUUACUUUAGGUCUGGAGUAGAGAUGGAGAGGAUGGCGUCUGUGUAUUUGGAAGAAGGAAAUUUGGAAAAUGCCUUUGUUCUUUAUAAUAAAUUUAUAACCUUGUUUGUAGAAAAGCUUCCUAACCAUCGAGAUUACCAGCAAUGUGCAGUACCUGAAAAGCAGGAUAUUAUGAAGAAACUGAAGGAGAUUGCAUUCCCAAGGACAGAUGAAUUGAAAAACGACCUUUUAAAGAAAUAUAACGUAGAAUACCAAGAAUAUUUGCAAAGCAAAAACAAAUAUAAAGCUGAAAUUCUCAAAAAACUGGAGCAUCAGAGAUUGAUAGAGGCAGAAAGGAAGCGGAUUGCUCAGAUGCGCCAGCAGCAGCUAGAAUCGGAGCAGUUUCUGUUUUUCGAAGAUCAACUCAAGAAACAAGAGUUAGCCCGAGGUCAGAUGCGAAGUCAGCAAACCUCGGGGCUGUCGGAGCAGAUUGAUGGGAGCGCUUUGUCCUGCUUUUCCACACACCAGAACAAUUCCUUGCUGAAUGUAUUUGCAGAUCAACCUAAUAAAAGUGAUGCAACCAAUUAUGCUAGCCACUCUCCUCCUGUAAACAGGGCCUUAACGCCAGCUGCUACUCUAAGUGCUGUUCAGAAUUUAGUGGUUGAAGGACUGCGAUGUGUAGUUUUGCCAAAAGAUCUUUGCCACAAAUUUCUGCAGCUGGCAGAAUCUAAUACAGUGAGAGGAAUAGAAACCUGUGGAAUACUCUGUGGAAAACUGACACAUAAUGAAUUUACUAUUACUCAUGUAAUUGUGCCAAAGCAGUCUGCGGGACCAGACUAUUGUGACGUGGAGAAUGUAGAGGAAUUAUUCAAUGUGCAGGAUCAACAUGAUCUCCUCACUCUGGGAUGGAUCCAUACACAUCCCACUCAAACUGCAUUCUUAUCCAGCGUUGAUCUUCACACUCACUGUUCCUAUCAACUCAUGUUACCAGAGGCCAUUGCCAUUGUUUGCUCACCAAAGCAUCAAGACACUGGCAUCUUCAGGCUCACCAAUGCUGGCAUGCUUGAGGUUUCUGCUUGUAAAAAAAAGGGCUUUCAUCCACACACCAAGGAGCCCAGGCUGUUCAGUAUAUGCAAACAUGUGUUGGUAAAAGACAUAAAAAUAAUUGUGUUGGAUCUGAGGUGAUAUGUUGUGAAUGUAAGCACCGUCAACAUCAGACACCUACUCACGGACAUGUGGUUGCCGGAUUUUCUUAAGAUGUUUCCAGAAAUGACUGAUAUUUUAUAUUUAUACAUUUUAGAUCAGAAAGCUUGAUAUUUAUUGCUGUUGCACAUUUUGAAGUUUUCUUUUUGGGUUGCUCUGUGUCAAGAGAGGUUACAUGGUGUUAAAUCGGUACCUAAUAAUGUGCCCAAAUACUAUGACCAGAUAAUAAAUUGUGCUGCAAACAA
Rhinopithecus roxellana (golden snub-nosed monkey) is the source of this 2071-nucleotide messenger RNA. It is a transcript of the gene STAMBPL1, whose product is annotated as STAM binding protein like 1. NCBI's taxonomy places the organism in Eukaryota, Metazoa, Chordata, Mammalia, Primates, Cercopithecidae. Gene Ontology annotation, biological process: protein K63-linked deubiquitination. The record is from RefSeq and is a predicted model, not a curated record. Bases 498 to 1808 code for a protein of 436 amino acids. Gene Ontology annotation, cellular component: endosome; membrane. The transcript is spliced from 11 exons. Gene Ontology annotation, molecular function: K63-linked deubiquitinase activity; protein binding; metal-dependent deubiquitinase activity.